AUUUGUGUUCACAGGAUUAUUGCUCAUCUACAUUACACUCAUAAACAUCAGCAUUGUACUGAAAUUCUUGUGUGGCAAAAAUCAGUCAAUAGAAUAUUCCAAAGAUGAAUAAAAGCAUGGUUUGGUACAUAGGCAGACAUUUUAAUACAGGUUAGCAGAGAGAAAUUAGAAAAGGGAAAUGCUGGGCAUUCCCACAUUUGAACUAUUUAACUUGGGAAGCGGGAGGAGGGCACAGGAUCAUUUUUCUAUCCUCCAUUUUGAAAUUACAAUGGAGGAAUUUUAUUUAGCAAAACACUGUGUUGCAUAUGAUAAAACCACACAUUAUUCAAGAAAAGAAAUUUGCAGAAAUAAACCGAACAAAGUUAAUCACUGGGUUUGCUGGAUUUCUUUUUUUUUUUUUCCCCCAAAUAAAUGCAAUGUAACAUUCUGUCCACUACCUAAAAUAUGCAACUUUGGGUAAAAAUGUGCAUUUGAAAGAAAGAUACCAUCAGCACUGAGGAAUCUGAAAGAGGUUUGAGAGUUGUUAUUCCUGUUAUACAGGUGCUGUGUAUAAGAAUGAGACAGACAAACAACUACACAUCAUCCAAAGCCAAAAGGUAUUUUUAGAUUGAAGGCUACCUUACAGAAUAAUUAAAAUAGCUCUCUAUCUUAGCAGAGGUUUAUGAUUAACGGGUAUGUUAUUUGUACAUUCUACCAAUACCUGCUAAUGCCCACAUUUGGAUCUUCAAAUUUUCCACUGUGUACCUUUUGUCUGGAGAAAACCUUGGACUAGAGAUAAGACCAUCACCAAAAACAUAUUUCUAGCAGCUCCCAAGUCCAGCCAACCAGUCUGGGUUUGAAGUCGAAUCAAGACCAUGAAGUGCCUGCUGCUUCUCGCCUUUAUUGGGGUGGCUGUUGCCUUCCCCACCUUUGCUGAAGAUGAUGAUGACAAGAUUGUGGGAGGCUACACCUGUGCAAAGAACUCUGUGCCCUAUCAGGUGUCCCUGAAUUCUGGAUAUCACUUCUGUGGAGGUUCCCUCAUCAGCAGCCAGUGGGUCCUGUCAGCUGCUCACUGCUACAAAUCUCGCAUCCAAGUGCAGCUUGGGAAAUCUAACCUGGAGGCCACUGAAUCCACGCAGCAGUUUAUCAACUCUGCUAAAGUCAUCCGCCACUCUGGCUACAGCCCCUACACCCUGGACAAUGACAUCAUGCUCAUCAAGCUGGCCACCCCAGCCACGCUCAACAAAGCUGUCCAAACCAUUGCUCUGCCUACCAGCUGCGUGGCCACCGGCACCACCUGCCUGAUCUCUGGCUGGGGCAACACUCUCAGCAGUGGCAUCAACUACCCGGACGAAUUGCAGUGCCUGAAGGCUCCGGUCCUCUCUGCUGCCGACUGCUCUGAUGCCUACCCUGGGCAAAUUACCAAGAACAUGAUGUGUGUAGGAUUCCUGGAGGGAGGAAAAGACUCCUGCCAGGGAGAUUCCGGCGGUCCUGUGGUCUGCAAUGGAGAGCUCCAGGGCAUUGUCUCCUGGGGUAUUGGAUGUGCCCAGCAGGGCUAUCCCGGAGUUUACACCAAGGUUUGCAACUACGUCUCCUGGAUCCAGUCCACCAUUGCCUCCAACUGAGAUGCUUGUUUGGUGGGACAUGUAUUUUCUCAUCAUCAUUUCUAUUCUUUUGUGUCUGGACAAGCAAAAAUUAUGAGAAAUUAAUAAAGACUUUCAGGCACCCCUA
Messenger RNA from Vidua macroura (Pin-tailed whydah), 1710 nucleotides. Its product is annotated as trypsin I-P1-like. Bases 855 to 1604 code for a protein of 249 amino acids. Gene Ontology annotation, biological process: proteolysis. Gene Ontology annotation, molecular function: serine-type endopeptidase activity. NCBI's taxonomy places the organism in Eukaryota, Metazoa, Chordata, Aves, Passeriformes, Viduidae. The record is from RefSeq and is a predicted model, not a curated record. The transcript has 5 exons.